UAAUAAUUAGUUUAUCUUUUCAUGUCGAACUUCACCUGGAUGAAAAAUAACGCACAAAUAUAAGAGUUAUUGCUAUUAGUUAAACGAAGCUCGGUGUAUUCAUUAGUACUCACAGGUGGAAAUCAUAAAGUCUACACACCUCGGUCUCGGUGCCUGUGGGCGCGUUUCUUCCACGCUGCUUAGCAAAAUAAUUUCACUUUUUGGAUUGGUUUGGGCAUGGUGGGGAAAACAUUCGUUCCUAUGUGGCAUCUGUAACUUUAUACUGCUCUGAAAGGAACUUAUUUUUCCAGAGUCAUGGACGAACCAAGUAAACCCUCGCAGCCCGCAGCUGGUGAACGCUCCGGCAGUCAUCCCAGGCCAUUCUUCUAUGUUCAACCAGCGGUGCAGCCAUUUUAUACCUAUCAAUGGCAGAUGAAUCACCCUUAUGGCCAGCAUGGCUUCCCCGGAUCUGCCUUUCAUUUUGGUCGCCCCUACAUGCUCCCUUAUUCCUACCUGCAAUAUCCCGGUUACGUUAUGCCUCACGCUGCCAUGCAUCCCGUGGAUUACCGCAGGGUACACGAGCGAAGCUUUCCGCACGCCCCCGGAUGUGACGCUUCACUUCGACAGUACCAACACGGCCAAGCUGCCCCGAGAGAGAUGGCGUGUGUAGGAGCACAAACGGAUCCGAGCGAAGCCUUAAAUAAACUCAUUGAAUGUCUGGAUCAACUGCGUGCCAGUGACAGUUCCCAAACGUCUGGAAGUGUGUCACCUUUAACCAAGGAACCAAAGUGUGGGGAAGAAAGUGGAGCCAUGGGAGAGGAGCUGAUUAGCAAAUCCAACAUGGCUGAUGACGAUAGAAAUACGAGUUGUGGCGAACAAGCCACUCAAGACGAGGAUUCAUCUCUGACUUCAGGAAGGGAAGAAGAAGAAAAGGAGGAGGUAGUGUAUCACGACUGCUCAGAGAGCCACUCAGACUUGUCUCAGAGUCACUCACCCAGUGGUAGCUGUCAAGAGAAAAACCAGGAUGAGAAGGACCAAGAUGGAGAGGUGGAACAAACCAACGAAGAGAUGGAGUGGAAUGGAUGCAUCGCCAGUCGACCUUCAUCCCAGUCCUCUCCUGUACGCUCUUCUUUAACCAGAAAGACUGAAGAUCAAAGUGUAAUCCAAAAACCGCAAAAUAUUUCGUGCUGCAUCCUCCACUUACCGUUUGAGAAGGUGAUUUCUUCUGGCGUUUAUGGAGCCAGCAUUACUCCUCCAUCCCUUGGCUCACCGUUAAAUUACACUUAUCCUCCUCAGCUAGCUCACGAGCGCGUCAGCGUCCUAAGUCCAUCCCUGGACGAGCUUUCGUCUCACGAUGAGCUGCUCUCCACCGAUUUAGACGACAUUGACCUGUUCCCAAGUCGAAUCUACACCAGAGGGAAACUUGCCGAGGUCGCGUCCAGGAGAUGCCACAGUGCCGAUCUGUGCUUGCUCUAUCCCAAGAGACUGACUUGUGCCAUGUGCGGUUCACACACCUUCAAAGAGCUGAGCAGGGCCAAAACAUGCCGGUAUGAAGACAUGGAAGAUUCAGACGAGGUCGAGGUUGAACGCCGUCUCAGAAAUGCAGCGGGAAAAGGUCACACAAGCAGGAAAACGCACUCGCUGUUAAAACACAAACUCCGAGCUGAGCAUCACAGAGAGAAGGCAGAAAGUCAGCACGAAUCGUCCCGUUCUGAGCAUUUAUGCUGUGAGACAUGCGUCUGCUCAACAGAGAAGACCCCCAGAGCAGCUAACGCUCGCCUAGAACGGCGGUGCAGGGCGACCUCGGAUCAGCUGCUGAGGGACGGACUGAGAGCAAAAGCAUGUAGAGCUCAACCCUUACCACAACGACCACAAAAACCUGGGCAGAGAAAAGCUCGCUGCAAACCACCAGGGUGUCAGGGCUCCAGAAAUGAGGAAGAUGAUGAUAAUGAUGAGCAUGAGGAUGAAGAGGAAGAGCAGGAAGUGCUUCAGUACCACAGGACAAAAGGCAAGUGUGAUUCUCAUAUAGCACCAGCUAUGGACAAAAAGAUAUGCUGA
Hemibagrus wyckioides is the source of this 2037-nucleotide messenger RNA. Its product is annotated as bucky ball-like. The transcript is spliced from 5 exons. NCBI's taxonomy places the organism in Eukaryota, Metazoa, Chordata, Actinopteri, Siluriformes, Bagridae. Bases 295 to 2037 code for a protein of 580 amino acids. The record is from RefSeq and is a predicted model, not a curated record.